CGUCAGAGUCAAAUCCGAUGGAGAGGGACGAGCCGCCAUCUUUUGUGCGUCUCUCCCUUUAGCGAUUAAAAAAAUAAUUUUGAAACUGGUUGUUUGCAUCUCCCAAGUCAAAUAAAUAUUCGAAUAUAUGUAAAUAUUAGGUUCUUCUCCAACAUGCGUUGUAUAUUGGACUGGAUAUAACUAUUUUUCUCGCUUGCAGCCCAUAUUUCAAAGAAGUGGCAGCAAGGUGUAGUUUCGCCCAUUUCGUGAAUCCGGAGCGAAAACGAAAGGCUUCCUGGAAGCGAGGUACAUGAGAACGGACCUUAUUUUGUCAAAGACGCUGGAAGUGGCUGUAUGAAAUGGCAAAUAUUAUUUGUUUUUCUUGAUAUUUUUCGCAAGCCCUCUCAAACCGCACGGAAUUACGACUGAAAUUCGGUCGGACAGUUCACUUCAUCACGUGUUCUCUCCUCUGUUUCUCUCCCUCUCUCCCAUCCUCGUCAGGCGGUGAUUGGGCAGGGCGCAGCGACGAGGGGGGUGGCUCCAUCCCCUGGCCACUGCAUGGCUGCGAUGGCGCCCGCUCUGACCGACGCCCCAGCCGAAGCCCACCGCAUUCGCUUCAAGCUGGCCACACCCUCGUCCGACCUGUCCCCGUCCGCCAGCGCCGAGAACAAUAGCAACGCCACCAACAUUCUGCUCUGCGCGCCCAACGGUAGCGGCAGCCCUUCCAAGCGACGUGUCACCAACGGCACUGACCACCACCACCACCAUUAUCACCACAGCGCCCAGGAGAAGAGCCUGCUGCGUGGCGACACACUCCCCGUCGCUAAGUCCCCGUCGCUGGGCAAGCUGCAGCCCCUGGUGGCCUCCUACCUGUGCUCCGAUGUGACCACGGUUCCGUCGCACACACAGGCCAAGGAGUCGCUCAAGUCGCACCUGCAGGGUGCGCUCAUCCAGCAGACGGUGCUGAAGAGCCAGCAGCACCAGAACCUGGGCCUGUUUGCCGCUACGGCCGGCGGAGACGCGCUGCUGCGCAAGAGGCAGGCGCUUGAGAUCACCGGCGGCCAGCUGCAGGGCCUCCUCAGCGGGGGUGAGAGGACGCCCGCACCCGCCACGGGCAACGGGCACGCCAUGCCCAUCAACGGACUCGCCAAAAAGAUGGCCGCCAAUGGCGUAGGUGUGGUGAAUGGCGGUGGAAAGACGGCUGCUGGCCAGAGCACUCAGUUGCCCAAGCCUGCUUCUGUCACGCGGAGCGGUGGAGGCCUGUCGAGAGCGUCGGGGAGGGGGCAGCAACUGAUCGCCCAGACCGUCUCUCAGGGCGAAGGCGGUGUGGAUGACCCCCCUCAGCCCACCCAACCUUCACCCUCUCAUUCCCCUGUAUCCCACGACAACGGCUCUUCGCCCUCCCCUCCUCCCUCCACCUGCCAGAGUGCCUCGUCCCAGCGGCUGGAGGCUGAGCCUGAGGGGCCUCCCUCCAGCUCUGACUUCACACUGACCACCUCUACCACCACCACAGACCACAGACAUGAACCUUCCUCCUCCUCCCUCCUGCGUCCUCCCUCUCCCUCCACAGCGGGUCUGCAGGUGCAGGAGCGCACGCAGCAGACGCAGCGACGGCAGGCUGACAUCGAGGGCCGCCUGCGACACCUGCGCAAGCGGCUACAGGUGGUCCAGGCCAAGCAGGUGGAACGGCACGUGCAGCAACAGCUGACCGGCCUCCUGGACAAAACGGCCGUGCACCGCGCCGGCAGCGGUGGUCACCAUAUGCCCACGGACCCCUGGGGCCGCGUAGUGGACCCUUCCUCCUCCUCGGCCGCUGCGUCCACCUCCUCCUCGGGUGUGGCGAACUUCCUCAGAAGUGGCGCAGUGCCGGUGGAUCUGGAGCGCCUGCACGCCAGCGGCAGCAGCUUUCUGCACUCGACCGAGACCGCAUUUGACUCGGACGCCACCGAGAGCAGCUCGGGUGGGGAAUCGGACGUGGAGCAGGACGAAAUCGCCCGCGCUGACCCGGACAAGCGCCAUGUCCAGCUAUGGAGGAGGGCAGAAGGCCGUUAUGCGGUGGAGCGAUCGGCCAUCAUCAGUCACUGGAACUGGCUGCAAGCCCACGUGUCGGACCUGGAGUACCGCAUUCGCCAGCAGGCAGAGAUUUACAAGCAGAUCCGCGCAAGCAAGGGCGCUGUGGAGUUGGCUGAACCUGCUCCGUGUGAGCUGUCCACUGACAUGGAGCCCUCGCCGUGCGCCGCACCUGAGAAUGGGGACUCUGAGAGGACUGUGAACCCAGCAGCAGAGCCCAAUCACUCUAGAACGCCCAAAUCCAUCAACGGCAUCCCAAACAGCGCUGAAGACGGCUCUGACAGGAAGCCCCUGGGCGUGACCCCUGACCCCACCUGUGUGGCUGCCCGCACACGCCCAUUGCUCAGCUGUCGGAGACGACGACUCGUCCACCCCAACGUCCUCCCCAACCUCACUGGAAAGGUUCCCAAGGCCUGUGUUGCAGGUUGUGGGGUGAACACUUCCUGUCUCAUGUGUGGAGGCAGCAGGCCCCCCCAGCCUCCCCCACCCCCUCUGGAGCUGUCUCUGCCAGAGCGCCUGGCCCACCUCGACUCUGGCAUCCAUCCUAUCCUCUCUCUGCCGUCAGACACAAAGCUCAGCAUUCAUCUGCAGAGUCUGAUGAAGGCCCAGGGGCAGGGUGGCCAUGCCCAGAGGCUGAAGGCCCUGAAGAAGCACUCGCUCAAGCACAAGAUUGCCCUCAGCCGCAUACGCCUCCCCCAGCCUUCCGCCGCCUCAUCCAAACACAAGCACAAGCUGGGCAACUCGCACAUGGCCGCAGUCCGGCUGGCCCACCAUCGUAAGAGUCGUCUGGAGCGCUCCCACCAUCGCUCCCUGGCCGACAGAAGCGGCAGAGUGUCGAAAUCGGAGACACACACCCCAUACAGAUCGGGGAGGCCUCAUGAGCGCAGCCACAGUCGCAAGAGACCGCGGGAGCUGUCAGGAGACAGGACUGAUGGUCCACGGCAGCUGAUGGACACUGGCAGCCCGUCUGUGUCCAUCUCCAGCCUCCCUCAGUCCACUCCCAGCCCCCUCAGCCGACAGCUGUCUCUCCCCAACGAGGCCUACACGCCGCUUGGCCCCGGCAGCCAGUCUGGAGCGCCCAUCCGUCGCAGGAGAGGAGAGAGCUCCUUUGACAUCAACAACAUUGUCAUCCCCAUGUCUGUGGCCGCCACCACUCGAGUGGAGAAGCUGCAGUACAAAGAGAUCCUCACGCCACGCUGGAGGAAGGUGAACGUGUUGGACGAGCCCGUCGCAGAGGAUGAGGAGGAUGCAGAGAUUGAGGACCUGUCAGACGCGGUGUUCGCUCAGUUGCACCUCCCCCUGCAGGAGCAGGAACGUUCUCGCUAUUCCUGGAGGGCCCUGGCACCAGCCAAGAGGAGAGGAAGCAGAUUAUUUAAAUCUCUGGAUGGGCGCACCACGCCGUUGCUGGGGGGAACCAACCCCUCCACCCCCCAGCCGUCGUCCCCGGACAUGGGGCAGUUCCACGUGCUGCAGGACUAUGGGCCACUGGCGUCGCCAAUGAGCCCCCCAAGCCCCGACACGCCCUCCUCACGUGACUCGCACACGCGCUGCUCCACGCCCGACUUCACCUACGAGGAGAGGACGGUACAUCCCUGGGACCCUCGCACAUUCCCGCUCUCUGAGGAGCCUGCCAUAUUGGAUGAGCCAAGUGGACCAGACAAUACAUCCAGGAACACCUCAGGCAUCCAAUCGGGCCACAUGAGGGCGGAGUCAGAAAGUGAGCCUGUCUCACCAUGACAACGGCAUUGUUGAUACCGCUUGCUGACAGACUGAUCACACUCUCCAGCAUUAAGAGAAAAGGAAAAAAAAUGCUUCAUCUCAAAAAGAAUUAUAAAAGGACUUCUGCUGUUUGAUAUUCAAACACCAGCCAAAUAUCUUCACAGUUUUUAGUGAAUAAUAUGGAACAUCAGUCAAACCUGUCUUUUGCCAUUGACAAAAAAAAAAGGUAAACAAAAGAAAAAACAGAAAUAAAACAAACAAAAAUGUUCAGUGUGAGAGGUUCCCAUAAAUGUUAUGUUCAUUGGCUUAACAAUGUUCUUGGGACGUAGUGUGCUACUCUAUUCUGUCAGGUGUACACUUCUGUAGAGCACUAUGUAGCAGACUUCUAAAUGGGGGCUUGGUCAAGAGGGGAGGGUUUCUCUGCUGGUUUUCUGUGUUGCUGUGUAGAGGAGUGACAAAAAACAAAACACGGGAAUGGAUUUCACCACCCAUCCCAAUCCCUCAUUCCUUAAAAGUACAUAAUUUUUUUUUUUUUUUUUUUUUUGAAAAGUCUGAUUUCUCGUCAUUUGCUUGCUUUCCUGACAUGGUGUGUAGCAGAACAGCAAAUGUUCCCUUUGAAUCAUCUACUAAUAUUUGUCAUCAACCAAUCAAUUAAUUUCCAUUGCAACUAUGGAAGCAUGCAUAAUCAUUUAGGAAGUAUAGGCCAAAACAUGCCAUCUGACUGGCUAGCAGCAGGUGCUAUAAAACAGUGGAUGGCUAACUAAACAUUGCUAAAGAUAAUUAACCAAAAAGGGUUUGAUUUAUUUCAAUUAUACAUCCUAAAUAAAGUCUUUCAAAAUCAGCAUUUUAUAUUACGAUUUAGCAAGCAAUUUGGGCACAUUUUGGAGUGCUCUAGAAUUUGAAAGGUGUUCGCUUUUGGUUUGAUUACUUAUUCAGGGAAUUGCAGGGGACCUGUGCCCACCAUCCCAGCACACCAACUUGAAUAUAACAAGAUCAUGAUGUGUACAUGUGCACAUUUUUUUUGCAGUCUAGCUAUCACAAUUAUCAGAGGUGUUUUGAGUUGGUGAGCCCAAAUUCAUUCUACCAAAUAUGCAGAAUUAAUCUCAAGAUCUCCCAUCCUUUAAUAGUUUAGAUUAUGUUUCUUCAGCCCUACCCAUUUGAUCAAAAGGCAAGUCAUGUUUUCUAUCCAUCAACUGUUUUGUUUUUGUCACUUCAGGGUGUCUACUCCUUAAGCACUGUUUCCUCGUUAGUAAUUGAUUGCUAUGCAAGUCCACUAUAUUGUUGUCUGAUCCUAAUCCUGUGUGUUUUUUUUAUGUUUUAUUCCAGUCAUUGAGUCACUGUUUUUCUUUUACGUCAUUUAUCAGUUUUUGUAGGGUUUUUUUUUUUUCUGACAGGUUUCAUUUUACAAGUUCAAAUAUUACAGCAGUUAACCUCAUUUGCAAAGAAAAAAAAGUUUGUAAAUAGUACCAUUAAAACCUUUAUGUCAUACUUGGCAAACAAACCACAAAA
Alosa sapidissima (American shad) is the source of this 5277-nucleotide messenger RNA. It is a transcript of the gene kansl1a, whose product is annotated as KAT8 regulatory NSL complex subunit 1a. Gene Ontology annotation, cellular component: NSL complex. Gene Ontology annotation, molecular function: histone acetyltransferase binding. Lineage: Eukaryota; Metazoa; Chordata; Actinopteri; Clupeiformes; Clupeidae. Bases 538 to 3786 code for a protein of 1082 amino acids. The transcript is spliced from 15 exons. The record is from RefSeq and is a predicted model, not a curated record.